AUGGCUGGCACUUUGACUGAGGACAAUGGUGCGGAUGCUAGAUCCUCAUCAACUGAAGAGAUGCCAAGUGAUCAACAGAGUCAUUCUGGGGAUUCUUUAGCUGAGUGGAGGUCAAGUGAGCAAGUUGAGAAUGGAACACCAUCCACUUCACCAGCGUACUCAGACACUGAUGAUGAUGACUGUGGACCUAGGCCUUCUGAGCUUUAUGGGAAGUUUACAUGGAGAAUUGAUAAUUUCUCCCAAAUCAACAAGAGAGAGCUAAGAAGUAAUUCCUUUGAUGUUGGUGGAUUUAAGUGGUAUAUCUUAAUUUACCCACAAGGAUGUGAUGUCUGCAAUCACCUCUCACUCUUUCUUUGUGUUGCCAACCAUGAUAAGCUACUCCCAGGAUGGAGUCAUUUUGCGCAAUUUACAAUAGCUGUAAUUAAUAGAGACCCUAAGAAAUCUAAGUAUUCUGAUACACUGCAUCGGUUUUGGAAGAAAGAGCAUGAUUGGGGUGGAAAAAAGUUUAUGGAGCUGUCAAAAUUACAUGAUGGCUUUAUUGUUGAAGAUGUUCUUACCAUCAAAGCCCAAGUUCAAGUUAUCAGGGAGAAGACAGACCGUCCAUUUCGUUGCCUUGAUGGCCAGUACCGAAGGGAACUAAUUAGGGUGUAUCUAUCAAAUGUGGAACAAAUAUGCCGGCGCUUUAUUGAUGAAAGAAGAAGCAAGCUUAGCAGGUUGAUUGAGGAUAAACUGGGGUGGUCCAGUUUCAGUGGAUUCUGGCUAGCAAUGGAUCCAAAGCAAGAACAAAAUGGGAUACCUAAACUAACAGAGACAGAUGCUCGGAGCACUCCAAUGGUACUUAUUGAUCAGGACAUGUUUGUUUUGGCUGAUGAUGUGAUACUUCUGCUUGAAAGAGCUGCAUUGGACACACUGCCACACCAACCAUUGCCUACAAAGGAUGAUAAAAGUCCCCAAAAUCGCACGAAGGAUGGCAACUCAGGUGAGGAGUUCAGCAAAGAUUCUAUUGAGCGUGAUGAUAGACGGCUUAUAGAGCUAGGCUGGAAGACAUUGGAGCUUUUUGCCUUAUCUCAUAUAUUCAGCCGAAUAGAAGUGGCGCAUCAAGAGGCUGUGGCUUUGAAGCGCCAAGAGGAACUCAUUCGUGAAGAGGAAGCCGCUGGGCUAGCUGAAAUUGAACUUAAGGCAAAGCGUAGUGCUGCUGAAAAGGAAAAACGUGCCAAGAAAAAACAGGCAAAACAGAAGAAAAAUAGUCGAAAAAGUAACAAGGGAAAAAGUGGCAAGUCCGACAUCAUUAAGGAAAUACUUAUGGACAGCAGUCCUUCAGAUGAUAGAAUCCUGGAUGAUUUUUCUGGACAAACGGAAGAAAUGUCUUCAAAUGCUGACAACCCUGAAGAAGUUUCUGAUAUAUCUGACAGCAGAGACGAUAAUUCAGAUGUGCUUCAUGUUGAUAUUGAAGACCGUGAAUCUAGCCCUGUUAAUUGGGAGACGGAUGCUUCAGAAACUCAAGCUACAGUUCCUGGAAGUAGUGAGGUGCAAAAUGACCAUGCAGGGAAGAGGACCUCUACUGUGGAUGAUAGCUCAUCGACUUGUUCAUCAGACUCAGUCCCUUCAGUUACCGUGAAUGGAUCAUAUACAGGAGGUGCCUGGACAAGCGUCAGAUCCUCAUCCAAUAGGGGAAACAACCGUAGGAAUAAGGAUACUGAAGCACGGGCAGGAUUUGCACAAGGUGGAUCAAGUUCGGCGCAUAAUGGUUUUAUAGGAUCUGGCAGCAAUGCCUCUGGCCACUCAAAGGAAAGACAUGAACCUGAGGAUGAUAAAGUUGUCUUGCAGAGGAAGCAACAUGCACAACGGCACAUUGAUGUCAUUAGCCCCUCCAAGUCAAGAAUGGCUGACUCUUCAUUUUCUUCUGUGAGCCCUGUUAAGAAGCAACCUAACUUGUCUCGUCAACCAAAAUUUUUGCUAGAAAGCACCAAUAGUUUGAAUCACCGCGCAAGCGAAGUUUCAGGCGCUGUGACUGCCACUACACCAGCAGGUGCCUCUUCAACCCCGGCAGCUCAGUUAGUUUCGAAUAAAGGACCUGUAUCCAGUGCUGCAACCCAGAAUGAGAAGCCACUUCCAGUUACAAGUAGACCCCUGCAGUUUCAUUCCCGUUCACGAACAUAUCGCAAUGCCAUGAUGGAGAAAAGUUCUGGUGGCGGAAGCAGUUUCACACAUCAGCAAGGUUCAUCCGAGCAAGCAGUUGCACCAUCGCAAUCGAUGUUUACAUCGCAACCUUCCGUUCUGUCAUCAGAGACCUUGUCUAGGAAAGAGGAAACGUCAUUGAGACCUGGGUUUACAUUUGGGACUGUAAAGCCCGAGUCACUGAACCCAUAUCAGGGCAGAGAAGAGAACUCACAGCAAGCGAGCAGCAGCAGCAGCAACAGUAGUGAUUGUACGCCAUCGAGUUCGAACAUCAGAAGCGAGAUUGCGAAGCUCAAUUUGAAUGGAAGAUCACGAAGCAAGCAACUGUUGUCAGAAAUUUCUACCAGAUUUACUCCCUAUCAGCCACAAGGCUUGGUCGCUGAUGAGUUCCCACACCUAGACAUCAUCAACGACUUGUUGGAUGAGGAGCAGAGUGACAGGAGAAGGGUUCUUCAACCUGGUUUUGUUCAACAAUUCUCUAUGCCUAAUGGUGCCAGCACACCUGAUUAUGGCUUGUUUGGUGAGCCAUACUUGUUUGACCAGUCCGAGCAAUACUUUGACGAGGAGCCUCCAAGGUUUUAUAGUCCAUUGAGCAGUGCUCCUCGGAGGCUGAGGGACCGGAGCUAUUCACACUUUGAUCUCCCUUCAUACUCCAGCAGCAGCCAGUUUGAUGAUCUGAUGAUGAGUCAGUGGCCAUACAGCCGCACUGACAUCUCCAUGCCUAGUUUUGGGUCAGACACAAGUGGCUACCCGUACCAGGCGCAGGAUUUCCCGAGUUCAGCGAAUGGAGCAAGCAGGUACCCAUCGUACCGCCCUGCCAAUGGGCAUUGA
Molecule: messenger RNA, 3009 nt
Organism: Miscanthus lutarioriparius
Lineage: Eukaryota; Viridiplantae; Streptophyta; Magnoliopsida; Poales; Poaceae
Source: the annotation of a GenBank genome assembly